UUACAGUGGACUAGAAGCACAUAGGCAACAAGAUAAGGCCCACAACCACCAUCAUCAAUAUCCACCAUAACCCACAUGAUCUUCACAUGCAGUAUGCACUCAUUCACAUAAAGACAACUCUAAACACACAAAAAUGGAUCAUUUUUCAACCAAUAUGUAUGCACUUUGUUGUACUGGGUGUGUAAAAUUAUUGAUCUUUUCUCCCAAAAUGAACUGUUCUUUUCUUGAUUGAUUGUUUCUGGUUGGUGUGAUUAGUUCUGUUUGCCUUUUCCUUUUUAUACUUUUAUUUUUAAUGGGUUCUUGUUGUGGAUGGAUAUUAUUCUUUAAUGUAAGAUUAUUAAGGAAUCAUUUUGUGCAUGUAUCAGAUCUGUAUUCUUUAUUCUCAUGAUGCAUAUUUGUUUUCUUGGUUAGUGUAUAGAGCUAAAAGUUAGUUUAUCAAACUUUAGUCCAAUUAAAGGAGAUACUUUUUAACAGUUUUUCAUAUUACUCAUUUGGGGUUCUAGAGGUGUCAAUUGUGAGACUUAUGUAAGCUCGGUUGGUAUUAUAUAGGAUAGAUUUAAGUUGGGCAUUCUUUGACACAAAGGAGUAAAAUAGCAGUUGAAGAAAAGCUUAGUAGUAGGCUGGGUUGUUUGGGUCUUUGUGGAUAACAGCCAAAUUUCAGUACUAUUUGCUGGACCUGGUUAUUUACUGUACUGGUAUCUUGGAUUGGAGCCUCUUGUUCCUACUCUUAGAUAUUUACAGGUCUUGUUAUAAAGUUGGCUCAUGAAACUGGACAGCAUGGAUGUGUUUGGUUUAGUACUUAUCUGUGAUGAUCCAGAAACUUCUUAGAUGUUUUAGGUUCAAAUUGAAGCUAAUAUGUGAAGUAACAAUAGCAAGCAUCAUAAGAUUUGAACUUCAGUUUGAUUCUUAAAGAUCUUAGUCAUUCCAAUAUGAGCAGCAAUAAGACCAUUGUUUGGUUUAGGAGGGAUCUCAGAAUUGAGGACAAUCCUGCUUUAGCUGCAGCAGCAAGAGAUGGUUGUAUCCUUCCGGUCUUUAUUUGGUGCCCUCAAGAAGAAGGACAAUUCUACCCAGGUCGAGUAUCAAGGUGGUGGCUGAAGCAGUCUCUUGCCCACUUGGGACAUUCACUGAAAUCCCUGGGGGCAGAACUUUUACUGAUCAAAACCCAUAGUACCCUUGCUGCUCUUUUGGAUUGCGUCAAUGUCAUUGGAGCAACAAAAGUGGUAUUCAACCGUCUCUACGAUCCUGUAUCUCUAGUUCGUGAUCACAACAUCAAAGAAAAACUGGUGGAGCUUGGCAUUUCCAUACAAAGCUAUAAUGGCGAUUUAUUGUAUGAACCAUGGGAAAUAUAUGAUGAAAGUGGACAUGCUUUUAUGACGUUUGACCAAUAUUGGGACAAGUGCUUGCACAUGCAAAUGGAACCAGUUUCGCAUCUUCCUCCAUGGCGAUUGGUGCCAGCUGCUGUUAAUAGCUGUUCAGUUGAGGAAUUGGGCCUCGAAGAUGAAGCUGAAAAAUCUAGCAAUUCCUUAUUAGGAAGAGCAUGGUCCCCAGGUUGGAGCAAUGCUGAUAAGGCACUGGCUGAAUUUGUUGAACAGCAUCUAGUGAACUAUUCAAAGAAAAGGUUAGAGGUUGGAGGGAAUUCCACCUCACUUUUGUCCCCAUAUCUUCAUUUUGGGGAACUGAGUGUAAGGAAAGUUUUUCAUUGUGUGCAAAUGAAACAGUUGUUAUGGGCGAAAGAAGAGAACUCAGUAGGGAGAGAAAGUGUGACUCUGUUUCUUAAAUCCAUUGGGUUAAGGGAAUAUUCCCGCUACCUUUGUUUUAACUUCCCGUAUACUCACGAGAGAUCAUUUCUGAGCAACUUAAGGCUUUUUCCCUGGAAUGCCAAUCAGGCCCAUUUUAAGGCUUGGAGACAGGGACGGACUGGUUACCCCUUAGUUGAUGCAGGAAUGCGUGAGCUCUGGGCAACUGGUUGGAUACAUAAUAAAAUAAGAGUGAUUGUUUCAAGUUUUGCUGUAAAAGCUCUGCUUCUUCCAUGGAGAUGGGGGAUGAAGUAUUUCUGGGACACACUGUUGGAUGCAGACAUGGAGAGUGAUAUCCUUGGCUGGCAGUAUAUAUCAGGCGGCUUACCAGAUGGCCAUGAACUUGAACGUUUAGAUAGCCCUGAGAUUCAAGGCUCAAAAUUUGAUGCAGAUGGUGAGUAUGUAAGGCAGUGGCUACCUGAGUUAGCAAGAAUGCCAACUGAGUGGAUCCAUCAUCCUUGGGAUGCUCCUCUUGCUGUGCUUAGAGCUGCAGGGGUGGAACUGGGACAAAACUAUCCAAAACCUAUAGUUGAAUUGGAUUUAGCUAGAGAGCGUCUUACAGAAGCUAUCUUCAGGAUGUGGGAAACAGCUGCAAGGGCUUCAACCUCAGGCGAAACAAAUGAGGUUGUUGUUGAUAACACUGAUGGUACUGGAAAUUUGGCCAUCCCGAAUGUUGUAUUAAAGGAAAAAACUCCUUGUCCUACUAUUUCGUCCAAUGAUCAGAAGGUACCAACAACACAAAAUCCCAAGAGUACUCCAGUUCAUAGGAAGAGAUCAAAAUACAUGGAAGAGGAAAGACCACAACUAGAUAAACUGCAUAAUCACAAUGUAGAAGGAACCUAUAGAAUAGAUGAUGACUUGUGUUCUACAGCUGAAUCAUCAGCAUUGAAAAAGCAGGCCACCAGCAAAAUUUCAUUUUCUGUUCCCCAAUAUUGCUCCUCAGAAAGCAAAUCUUUGCAUGAAGGUGAAUCAUCUGACCUCAAGCAGUCAUGGCAAGUACAAAUUGACAUGGAACAUGGUUCAAGCAAAGAUGGUUCAUUUUAUCCAGGUCACCCAUCAAAAGGAAUAUGAUAUGCAGUGCGGCAGUCAUAAUUUAUUGAAAUGGAUAAAAGAAAGCUGUUAUCUUCUGUUAACAUAAUUGUCUCUAUCUGAGGAUCAUGAAUUUGUGUUUCCACAACUGAUACUUCACUUGAACUUUAUGAAAGAAUCUAGAGAGGUAGUCAAUCAGGAGUUGGUCUUGUUGAGAAAAUCACUUAAACCAAAUUAAUCAGGAGUGGGUCUUAUUAACUCGAUUAUGUACCUGUACAGAAAUGGUGCUUCAUUUUCUCUUCUUCCAUUUUCUUCACUUCUACUCUCUCUGACGUUUUCCUAGCUGUGCCUGGCAUUUUUACAGUUAAGACCUAAGUUGAAUGUUCUGCCAAAUGCACUUCGGAGUCAUUUUCAAUUUGAUGAACUAAGAAAACAGAUUAUCCAUUUUCAGUCUUGUAGCCUAUUUUUUAGAAUAAAAAACAGAGAAUCAUUGGUAUUGGACCCCUA
Messenger RNA from Ricinus communis (castor bean), 3332 nucleotides. RefSeq names its product cryptochrome-1. The transcript is spliced from 5 exons. Gene Ontology annotation, molecular function: blue light photoreceptor activity; DNA binding; FAD binding. The coding region runs from base 930 to 2867 and encodes 645 amino acids. The record is from RefSeq and is a predicted model, not a curated record. Gene Ontology annotation, cellular component: cytoplasm; nucleus. Gene Ontology annotation, biological process: entrainment of circadian clock by photoperiod; blue light signaling pathway; circadian regulation of gene expression. NCBI's taxonomy places the organism in Eukaryota, Viridiplantae, Streptophyta, Magnoliopsida, Malpighiales, Euphorbiaceae.